This is a messenger RNA of Williopsis jadinii, 1716 nucleotides long. RefSeq names its product GPI-anchor transamidase subunit GAA1 (gene GAA1). The transcript has a single exon. Gene Ontology annotation, biological process: attachment of GPI anchor to protein. The record is from RefSeq and is a predicted model, not a curated record. The coding region runs from base 1 to 1716 and encodes 571 amino acids. Lineage: Eukaryota; Fungi; Ascomycota; Saccharomycetes; Phaffomycetales; Wickerhamomycetaceae. Gene Ontology annotation, cellular component: membrane; GPI-anchor transamidase complex.
AUGGCUCUCUUACAAUCGGUGUACCACCAGAUAGUGAAGCACCAGCUGAUACGGAGGACCAUCAGGUUCCUCCCGCUGCUGUCCUUAGCGUUGGCAAUUGGUGGUGUUGGCUGGCUCUUUGUAUUGCCAAUGGACGGGCAGUACAGGAACAACUACAUCUCAGAGAACGCUCUGAUGCCGUCGCAGGCGUACUCAUACUUCCGUGAGUCUGAGUGGAACAUCCUGAGAGGCUUCAGGACCCAGAUCAACGGCUUUGACGUGGACGAUGUUGACGGGAACUUGCAGUCGAUGAGACUAUGGCUGGAGGAUAUUGGAUACAAGACUGCCAUCCACGAGUGCGCUGAUGGCAAGAAGAACCUGUAUGCGAUCUUCCACUCGCCCAGGGGCGAUGACACCGAGGCCAUCGUGCUCGGUGCUGCGUAUGAGAGCUCUGACGGAGCGCUGAACGUUGGUGGACUGAGUCUCUCUCUGGCAUUGGCAAGGUACUUCCGCCGCUGGAUUGUUUGGUCGAAGAACAUCAUCAUUGUCAUUCCACAGGACCCUAACGAGUCGCUGAGAGAGUGGGUCAAUGCGUACCACAGCAACCUGGAUCUCACGGGUGGAACGAUAGAGGCUGCGAUUAUGAUGGACUACCCUUCAAACACCGACAAUUUCGAAUACGUCGAGCUGUACUACGAAGGCUUGAACGGUCAAUUGCCAAACUUGGACUUGGUCAACACGGCAGUUUGGGUCACGGAGCACGAAGGUCCACGUGUGAGUAUCCAAGGCACUAAGCAACAGGACCUGUAUACCAACGAUUAUUGGUCACGUCUGCGCAUUCUGACACAUGGGAUCAUCUCGUUGGCCACUGCCGGUGUUAGAAAGGGCCAUGGAAAUGAAGCAUUCAGUGGAUACAGAAUCCAGGCAAUCACAUUGAAGGCGAUAGGCAGAACAGGCCCUUAUGACAUCACAGUCUUUGGCAGAAUCCCUGAAGCAGUCUUCAGAUCCGUUAAUAACCUGCUGGAGAAGUUCCAUCAAUCUUUCUUCUUCUACUUGCUAUUAGCACCAAGACACUUUGUCUCAUUUGGAACCUACUUGCCUUCAUCUGGAGCGUUGGUGAUUUCAUACAUCCUGGCAUCGUUGCACAAAGUAUUCAACAGCCAGUUCGAAGUGUCAUACUUAUUAGGAUUCGCCAUUCAAAGCUCGCUCAUCUUUGCAACUACCGUUGUCAUUGGCUUCUUCAUCUCAUUGUUGGCACCUCUUUUGCCAAUAGUUAUAUCAUAUGGUCUUAUAGCUGUCUUUACACUGGUCUCAUUCACUCCCCUCUUGGUAAGAGUUGAAGGCAAGAAGGAACUCGUUCCACUGCUCAGAUCGACUGCUAUCUUGUUCUUCAGUACCGUGAUGUCUUCCCUCCAAGUCCUCAACUUUUCCCUGACGUUUUCCAUGGGACUCUUCGCCUUACCAUUGACAUUUGUGAACGAUUCCUUCCCUCAAUGGCUCAACUGCCUCUGUCUUCUUGUUUCAAACCCGUUUGUCUUAGCAAUCCCACUGAGCACUGAUUUUGACGGUGGUCUCCAAGAGCUGUUGCAUGGCUUACUCACUGGCUGGAAAGUAUUCAACUCUCAAACAUGGAUAGUGGUCUCCAUUGGAUGGCUUCCAACAUGGCUCACCGUGCUGUACAGCGUACUGCUGAAAGAUUCUUCAAGAUCAACAGAGGAUCCUAAAAAGGCAGAAUGA